AUUUUAUUGUUACUCGUGUGGCAAAAUGGCGACGACGAACGUAGACCCAGCAUUUGUGAAUGCCGGUCAAACUGAAGGGCUAGAAAUUUGGAGAAUUGAGAAAUUGAAAGUGGUGCCUCAAGAACCAACAACAUUUGGUGUAUUUUAUUCCGGGGACUCCUAUAUCGUACUCAAGACAAAGAAGAAUGGAACGAGAUUGGAAUGGGAUAUACAUUUCUGGCUAGGCAGCACCACAACCCACGAUGAACAAGGUAUAGCAGCCUAUAAAACUGUCGAAUUAGAUGAUUAUUUAGGAGGAGCACCAGUACAACAUCGAGAGGUACAAGAUCAUGAAAGUAAAUUGUUUAUGUCCUACUUCAAGAAAGGCAUUAAAUAUUUAGAAGGUGGUAUAGAGUCGGGUUUUAAGAAAGUUGAAAGAGAUGUGUAUGAAACUAGGUUAUUACAUAUUAAAGGUAGACGUAAUGUCCGAGUGAGACAGGUGAAAUGUGAUGUAAGCUCACUGAAUCAAGGUGAUGUAUUUAUACUGGACGCUGGUCUCACUAUUUAUAUCUGGAAUGGUCCUAGUAGCAGUAUGAUGGAGAAAAUCAAGGGAGCCGAGGUGGCUAAAAGAAUCAAAGAUGAAGAACGAGGUGGAAAGGCUCAGAUAUACAUUAUAGAUGAGAAAUGGGAUUCGGAUGAGAAGUUUUUUAAAGCUCUUGGUUCAGAAGGCGAGAUCAGUAUCAAAAAUGAAGAAAAUGGUGGUGAUGAUCGCGAGUUUGAAAGAAUGGAACAGGAAAAUGUGAAAUUGAUGAGAGUAUCUGAUGCUUCUGGUCAACUAGAAAUAGAAGAAAAGGGCAGUAAACCAUUGAAACGAACUGAUCUAGAUUCAAAUGACUGUUUUAUCCUGGAUUCUGGACCCAGUGGUAUCUUUGUCUGGGUUGGUAAAAACUGUACUAAAAACGAAAAGAAUUCAGCGUGGCAAAAUGCUCUGGAGUUUUUAAAUCAAAGAGGUUAUCCGAAAUGGACACCAAUCAGUUCCCUGGUAGAGGGAGCUGAAACACCACUAUUUAAACAAUAUUUCUCUUCAUGGGAAACUGAGAAAUUGACUGAUUUCAGCCAUGUAUCCCCUGACGAAGGCAGUAAUAUAGCGAGUAGUGAUGAACAGUUUGAUGUCUCUGAACUCCAUUCUCAUCCUGCUCCCAAAUGUGAUGGCUUCAUGCCUGAUGAUGGAUCUGGGACUGUAAAGAUCUGGAGAAUAGAGAACAGAGAACGAGUGGCUGUACCAGAAGAUACCUAUGGUGUAUUCUAUUCCGGUGACUGUUAUAUUCUGUUAUAUACAUAUCAAAAAUCAAACCGAGAUCAUUACAUAAUCUACUUUUGGCAGGGUAAUAAAAGUACUAUUGAUGAACGUGGAGCUUCAGCUCUACUGGCUCAGAACCUUGACGAUACAGAAUUAGAUGGUGCUGCAGUUCAGAUUCGUGUCGUACAAGGGAGAGAACCGGAACACUUCCUGAGGUUAUUCAAAGGAAAGAUGUUGAUACUAAUGGGAGGUAUUAACAAUGUUAUUGAAGAAACACCACUCAAAAUGUUUCAUAUCCGAGGUACAAAUGAUGUCAAUACACGUGCUGUUCAGGUGCCAUGUCGCUGUGCUUCUCUCAAUUCUAACGAUGUAUUUGUUGUUCAUGAUGAUUCCAAGUUAUUUGUCUGGAUUGGAAAGGGAGCCAGUGACGACGAAGUAUCGGUAGCCAGAAAUGUUGUCCAGUUUAUUUGUCCUAAUAGAGAGGUAACUGAUGUCAAGGAAGGAGAAGAAACUGAAGAAUUCUGGGGAAUUGUUGGUGAGAAGGAAGAGUACGCUACAGGUCCACGACUUGAGAGUGCUCAAAAUGGUUUACCAAGCCGAUUGUUCCAAUGCUCCAAUGCCUCCGGAAAGUUUAAACUAGAAGAAAUUAUCAACUUUGAUCAAGAGGAUCUUGUAGAAGAUGAUGUAAUGUUAUUAGAUGCCAGCGAUGCGAUAUUUGUGUGGGUAGGAAGGGGAGCUAAUCAUCAAGAGAAGAAAGCCAGUUUAACUGCUGCUCUAGAGUAUAUUAGAACAGACCCUGCUGGUAGAACAUCAGAUAAUACUCAAAUAGUACAAAUUAAACAAGGAUUUGAACCUCCCAAUUUCACUGGACAUUUCCAUGCUUGGGACCCUGAGAAAUGGAGUCAUGGUAAAACGUAUGAAGAGCUGAAGAAAGAACUGGGAGAGGAAAAUGUAGCAACUACAACAGUAGAAGAGGAAUUGGCCAAUUUUUCUAAAGCAUAUAGUUACGAUGAAUUACUGAAGAGAACCCCACCACCUGGUGUUGAUCCUACAGAGAAAGAGGCCCAUCUAUCAGAUGAUGAUUUUAAGUUGGUUUUUAAAAUGUCACGAGAAGAGUAUUUAGCAAAACCACAAUGGAAGCGAACCGCAAUGAAAAAACAAGUGGGACUAUUUUAAAGGUGGAAGAAUAUAUAGUUGCAAUGUGGUUUACUGAGAGAUUCAUACAUUUUUAUAGUCAGAGGCAUGCUAUCUGAUGGUCAUUUAUUGACGUUUGUGGUUAUCAAAAUUACCUGGUGCCAUCCACGGGGAAAGGGAUAUUUAUUUUCGGCACAAUGAAUAAUAUUUGUUAUUUUUACUUGAAAAUACCUUGACGCACAAUUAGCCUUUUUCAAUUGUUUUUGGUCAAAUUCUUUAUCUACCUCUGUGCUAUACAUAAACUGUAUGGUACACAGAACAAAUACUUUAUCGCAUUCCCAUCGUUUAUUCCUCGUCUUCCUAAGAGUAGAUUUUUCCAAGACAUAUGGUGCUUUAUUGGAUAUGAUACGUCUUGAUAUUCUUAUGACAGUGUUACAUGAGUAUUAUGUCUUCCAGGAUCUUAAUUUUUUAAACUUAGAAUUUCUCAUUGUAGUGCCUGUGUUUUUUUUUUAUGUUUUUCUAAUAUUCCGAUGUUCAUUGUAUAUGGAAGUUUUCAAUUACUAGUAUACUAAUUGAUUUCAACGACCCUUUGCGACUUUAUCAUCUACAUGUCUAAUAAGGUCUUACGGAUAACUUAAAAUUAUAACGACCUUAAAGUUAUAACGACCUACUAGAUAACAAUGUAGAGCCUGGUUAAUCUCUUAUGGAGACGAAAGCCCUAAUCUUUUUAAGAGGUGUUUGCUUUCUAUUUUAAAUUGUAUAUUUUUAACAGACCUUAAUAGGAUCUUUAUAUUAUUACUUAUAUUACUUGGCUCAGAGUGCUGUGAUGUAUAUAAUUAUAAUACACUGUAUUAUUAUAAUCACUAAAAUGCAUGUUAUUAGAAUUUGACUUUUGUUUUUUGCAAUGUGGAUGAAUGCGUUUGUUUAUGCAACCACAAAGCAAACGUGUUUACUUCGAAGUUUUAUAUUUACCGUUUUUAAAACCUUAAGAUACUUUGCAAUUAAAUAUGGAUAUUUCAUCUCAAGCUCUUUUGAAACAUUUUAUUGUUAAUCUUUUCUUUUUGCACGCCGUUGAAUUUUCAUAUUUUUCUAUUUAUAUAUUAUCUUGUUAGCUUUAUUAAAACGUUUAUUCUUCUUUG
Lottia gigantea (owl limpet) is the source of this 3552-nucleotide messenger RNA. RefSeq lists its product as hypothetical. Gene Ontology annotation, cellular component: actin cytoskeleton; cytoplasm. Gene Ontology annotation, biological process: actin polymerization or depolymerization; barbed-end actin filament capping; cytoskeleton organization. NCBI's taxonomy places the organism in Eukaryota, Metazoa, Mollusca, Gastropoda, Lottiidae. The transcript is spliced from 25 exons. The record is from RefSeq and is a predicted model, not a curated record. Gene Ontology annotation, molecular function: actin filament binding; phosphatidylinositol-4,5-bisphosphate binding. The coding region runs from base 26 to 2455 and encodes 809 amino acids.